Molecule: messenger RNA, 1638 nt
Organism: Colossoma macropomum (tambaqui)
Lineage: Eukaryota; Metazoa; Chordata; Actinopteri; Characiformes; Serrasalmidae
Gene: znf326
Product: zinc finger protein 326
Exons: 12
Coding region: 1-1455 (484 amino acids)
Biological process (GO): regulation of DNA-templated transcription elongation
Cellular component (GO): nucleus; DBIRD complex
Molecular function (GO): DNA binding
Source: RefSeq, a predicted model, not a curated record
AUGACUUCUGGAGAUUCAAGAGAACGGUUCUCUGAACAUGCUCCAGGAUCGCGUGGUGUUUUUGAAAAUUUCGCAGAUGCAGAUCUGUCAUUAAUGUCAGCAUCUGAGAAUACAGAGAGGUCCUGCAGUUGGCAAGAGUUUAGGUUGUUUCCAUCUAGAUCAUCAGACUCCUUUGAAACCUUUGAGACAGACAGCUGUACUGGAUACAGUGCCUAUGAAUCUUUUGAUUGUGCAACCCCAAAUAAUGAACACGAAAAUGGCGGAUAUGAUGUGCACUCUGCGGCCUGGACCGAUGACAUGAUGCUAGGUUGGCGUUUGCCUAAUCGAAAGUCUUCUGGAAGGUCCAGGUCACCACUGUCAGACAGCGGCCGAAGUGAAUAUUCCUCCUUUAAUGAUUUUUCUGCCCCUUCGACAUCCUUUACCACCACAUACACAAGGCCUGCACCCAUUGGCUCCCGUGGCAGAGCUACGUCUGUGUACAUUGAGCACCUGCGUGGAGCGAGAGGAGGAGAUACCGCAGCAGAAUGCAGAGCAAAAAGCAGAGGUUUUUGUGGGCUGAGGGGUGCUGUCAGCAUACAGAACGUCCACUCUAAUGUGGCAGUACCAGUGUUCCGUGGGACCAAACGAAAGAUGAUGGCGCCAGUGUACCCAAGCAAGUUUGUCAAGAAGCCGAGGAUUGUCAGAACGACUCCUAACGUGGGAAUUGGUGCAGGUGUGUCUGCAAGAAAAAAGAGUAAUGGUUCUCUUAAUUUUAGUCACCAUCAUAUUUCUUCUGAUGGGAAGGACCUGAGCACAGAAGGUGAGGACAAGAAGGUUCGAGUCAGAGAGAAGCGAAGACGCAGACGAGAGAAGAACCGUGAGAAAUAUGGGGACAAGCACAGAUUGGCCUUCACAUGUGCGUUUUGUAAGUUUCGAACAUUUGAAGACCAAGAUAUUGAGAAGCACUUCGGAGGCACAUAUCACCGUGAAACUCUAGAUUACAUUCGACGGCAUGCCAAGUUUGAUGACCGGGUCAUUAGUUUUCUCCAUGAUUGUAUGGUGCACAAGUUUCAUAAAACAGUGUCUGCUUUAUGCAAGUUGCGCACCUUCUCUGACCAGAAAAUAAACCAGAAAGUUAUGGAAGGGGUGACUGAGGAUGACUACAUGAGGAAGGUAGAGGUGGUGCACUGUAUGGCCUGCAACAUGUACAUUCCUGCAUUCUUCACUUCUGUACAGCAGCAUCUCAGUUCUCCCAUGCACUUAAAAAGCAAAGUGGUGUACAAAGAGCAGCUAAAAAGGGAGAGCGUGCUUACAGCCAAAGCUAUCAUAAACAACAACAGUGUCAAAGUGCGCUAUGAAAAAUAUAUAAAGGGAGAAGACCCGUUUGUAAAUGAUGCCAAAGAAGAUACAAGUUCAGAUUCCUCUGAACAGGAGAGGCCUGAUGAACCUGAGGACAGGGUGGACAGUAGUGACUGAAAAUGAACUGGAGUUUGAUGUAGACGUGUAGUUCUCUAUCCAUAUGCUAUGAUGUAAUGAACUAAGUGAUCCCAUAUGCAGGUCUUGAAAGCUGUCAGAUUGUUUUCAUGGAACUCUUCUCUAAGUGAGGAACAUCUUUUCUCACUCAUUGCUGGUUUGGUUUGUUGCUUUUUGCGUUUGGAG